Messenger RNA from Micropterus salmoides (largemouth bass), 2408 nucleotides. RefSeq names its product hexosaminidase (glycosyl hydrolase family 20, catalytic domain) containing (gene hexd). Gene Ontology annotation, molecular function: hexosaminidase activity. The record is from RefSeq and is a predicted model, not a curated record. The coding region runs from base 299 to 1741 and encodes 480 amino acids. Gene Ontology annotation, biological process: carbohydrate metabolic process. The transcript is spliced from 12 exons. NCBI's taxonomy places the organism in Eukaryota, Metazoa, Chordata, Actinopteri, Centrarchiformes, Centrarchidae.
AGGAAAUUGUACAGCUGUAUGCUAAUCCUGUGUUUGAUACUCUGUCCUAAGCGUGACAGAUGUUGAACUUGUGCAUAAUGUAGCACGUAUUCUUCCAUCCAUUUGUCUAAAGAUUAAACUAAUCGAUUACCUGCAUUACGUACUGCAUUAAAACUACGGAAAGCGGCACACAGAGGCGUUUCAUGUGCAGAAAAAGUGAUCUACCUCACAACAACAUCCGCCGUGCAGUGUCAUUCACCGCUAACGUCCCAUCUCUGGUUCUUGCUUGAGCUCUGCGGUCCUGUCUGUAACAGGCAGAAUGACGUGUCCACCUUGGCCUAAAGGAAAGAAACUAGUUCACCUGGAUUUGAAAGGUGCACCCCCAAGGGUAGAAUACCUUCACAAGCUGAUCGAGCUGUUCUCUCAGCUGGGAGUCGAUGGCCUGUUGGUGGAGUACGAGGACAUGUUUCCUUAUGAGGGGGAGCUGAAGCUGCUGCAGGCCACAGCACAGCCUGCUUACAGCCGAGAGGAGUUACUGUCUAUGCAGGAGUUUGCCAAAUCUAAGGGCAUGGAGGUGAUCCCGCUUGUUCAGACAUUUGGUCACAUGGAGUUUGUGCUGAAGCAUCGGCCCAUGUGGAGCCUGAGAGAGGUGCCAUAUUGCGUGGGUACCCUGAAUCCCCACAGAGAAGAGGGGGUGAGGCUGGUGAUGGAGAUGCUGAGGCAGGUGGUGAAGCUGCAUCCCGGCCUGAACACACUGCACAUUGGAGCAGAUGAGGUGUACAUCCUCGGCGAGGGGGAGGAGUCCAAACAGUGGUUGGACUUACCAGGACGCACAGUGGAGCAGCUUUUCCUGAGUCAUGUGACCAAGGUGGCCAAGGCCAUCAAGGCGACGUGGCCUCACAUGACCAUCAUAAUGUGGGAUGAUAUGAUGAGAAGCAUGAGCCAGGACACACUAAAAGAUAGCGGUCUAGUGGGACUCGUCCAGCCCAUGUUGUGGGACUACACCCCUAAUCUGGAUGUGGACAAAACUGUGUCUCUGCUGGAGAAGUACUGCAGUGCCGGUAUGUCAGACCUGUGGGCAGCGAGCUCCUUCAAAGGCUCCACCAACGUUUACACCUGUGUGCCCAGCACACAGAGGCAUGUGGAUAAUCACCUGCAGUGGCUGAAGGUGGCUGCUUCUUUAUCUGCUGGUAUAAACCUACAGGGCAUCGCCCUCACAGGCUGGCAAAGGUAUGACCACCUGUCAGUGCUGUGUGAGCUGAUGUCUGUGGCUCUUCCAUCACUAGCAGCCUGUCUCCAGACACUCGUCCAUGGAGAGCUCAGUGCUGAGGCUCAAAGCAAAGUAACUGAGAUGCUGGGUAUUUCCUCAGUGGAGGUAGAGGCCAUGGCGAGGACUUCUGCAGACGAAUCGCUGUUCCCAGGAAGGAGGCUGGCUGAGUUAACUGUGGAGCUUAAUUCACUGCUGAACUCAGAGGACAUUCGAAUGUUUGAGAACGACAUGUUUGUAAGAGGAUGGUUCAGCCCCUACCACCGAAAGAGGAAGAUGGUAACCCCUCUGAUCACCAUGCAGAUUCACAGCCAAGCAUCAGCGUAUUUGACUACAUUACAAGAGAAGGUGGAGGCCGUGAGAAAAGAGAUGGUGCAUCUUUACCCAAAUUCAACAGCCCAGGAGUGGAUAGAGGAACACGUCAGCCCAGUAAUGGCUCCUUUACAGAAGAUAACAGAGGACAUCAGAGCCUGUGUGAAGGAGAUGGUGCCAUAAAAUAUUUUGCCAGCUCAGAAUCAAACAGCUUUUUUGAUGAAUUACGAUACUGGUCUCUUAAUUUUUUUGCAACUAGCGCUGAAAUUACCAGGAGUGAUUUUAAUGCGUAAAUUCACACUUACACAAGAGCAAAUCUGGCGCUUGUAAAUUGCACUAAUUUUGGCAAGAAAAUGGAAAUAUUCAAAGAGGACUUUGGGUUUAUAAAACAACUUUAUAAUUAAACCACUCCAAAUGUAUCAAAGUAAACAAAGACAAUAAAAUCAACAACAAAAAAAAAUCUCUCAAAAUUCUUUCUUGCAAAACAGAACUUACUGACAUUCACCAUGCGUACAUCGUUUGCCUGAGUAUAGUCUUUGGUUCACAAAAAUAAAAUAUAGGUUAUAAGACAGAACAGCAGAGGGCCAAAGAAUUUCACACACAAUUGACUCUUGAUUGAGCCCUGAAAAUCCCUCAUGCUUGAUUACAGUUUGCACAUCCAUUCAUCCGGACUGCGGUCUGGGUAUGAAUAAACAUGCAAAUGGUAAUUAUCGACUAGGUGGUCCAGAAAGUGGUGGGCAAAGCACUUUCCAUCGACUUACACACAAACACUUAUUAGAGUUCAGUAGGAAGGCACGGUACAUCUGUAAUCUCGAGUGUAUUCUCAAAUAGUAAUUAGUUGUUUUUUUUU